Amphimedon queenslandica is the source of this 1233-nucleotide messenger RNA. RefSeq lists its product as uncharacterized. Bases 24 to 965 code for a protein of 313 amino acids. The transcript has 5 exons. Lineage: Eukaryota; Metazoa; Porifera; Demospongiae; Haplosclerida; Niphatidae. The record is from RefSeq and is a predicted model, not a curated record.
CACAUGUUAAUCAAUGUCCUAAGAUGAUUGUUACAUGUCCUCUCAAAGAUCACGGGUGCAAGGAGACAGAGGAGAUGUCACGGGAAGAAUGCAUUGAGCAUGUUGCAUCAAAAGAAGGAAUCUAUCCUCACCUUUUGAUAAUUGCUAACAAGUUAUUUUUAAUCAGAAGUCUACUAAUAAGUUCUAUUGAUGCUAAAGAGGAAGAUAGGAGAAAUUACGUUGAGAGUGAUCGAGGCUAUGAAUCACUGCCUAAAGUUCGUUCUGCUUCACCAAAGGCAAUCAAGAGAUACGUCAGCACUGAUGGACUAGACCCUAGUGGAAAUGAGUUUGGAUUCUUGGAAGAUGGAGUAGACCCAAAUGAACCAGGAUCUCACUUCAUUUACAAUUCACUUGAGAGACGUUUGGAGAAUGAAUUUUAUUACACUCUGUCAGCAAAGGAAAAUGCACUUGGACCUUCACAAUACUACGAUGAAGAGCAGGGUCAGGGUCACGGUCGUGACGAUCUCACUGUCACUGACUUGUCACCAGCUGGAUCACUUACAGUCACAUUUUGCCCUCAUUGCAAUUCAAAUAUUCUAUCAUCAGAGCCUGAUAAUCACAAGUGCAUUGUCACAUGUCCCCUUAAAGAUCAUGGAUGUAAGGAAACAAAGGAGAUGUCACUGGAAGAAUGCAUUGAGCACAUUUCAUCAAAAACAGGAAUCUAUUCUCACUUUUUGAUGAUCGCUAGGAUCUUGUCUUCAAUAGUACCAACAGGCUCUACUGAAGCUCAGGAGAGAGAGAGGGGAAAUUACGGUGAAGGUGAUGAAGGCUAUGACUCAUUGCAUCAAGCCCUUUCUACUUCACCAACAGUAGCAAGGAAGCCCGAUGGACCAGACCCUGGAGAAAAUGAGUUAGGAUUUUUGGAAGAUGGAGGAGCUGGAGCUGAUGACGAACCGAUGAGUUUAACGACGACAUUGAGAGCCUAGACCAGUUAUUAUGAUUGCACUACUGACUACAUAGCUAAAUCACUGUUCAUCAUCUUGCUGUGUUAUAAUGAAGUGAUUGAUUUACAGUGGAUCGACUAGUCAGCAUUUUGAUUUUGGCUAGUUGUAAAUCUUUGCUUUAUUAUAAUGCAAUGGAAUAAUGGACAGUGAUGUAGUUUGUGUACCGGUAGAGUUUAUUGUAAUUAAUGUGUCUGUUCCUAGCUCUCAUGACUAAUUUAUAAUAAUAAUAAUGAUUUAUUUAUUAUUAUUG